AAGGGGGAGGCCGCGGCCGGGGCCGGCGGGAUGGGGCGGGGUCGGCCCGACCGGCGCCCCCCGGCGCAGGCUCACCUGGGCUGCCCGCCCGCCUGCACCUGGGCUGGGUCCGCGCGACCAAGAGCGGGGUACUGGGAGUGCGAGCGCGGCCGGGUGUGCUGGGGUCGGGCCCGAUCAGCCCGAGCGGAGGGCGAGGGGGUGCCGAUGCCUCGUGUGCCGGUAUGGACGUGGGCGCCCUCGCUCGACGCCGGCCCAGGGAAAGCCGAGUAGGAAGGGGCCCAGGGCCCGGGUCCAGCCUGCCCAGGCCGUCCCGACUUGCUUCCGCCCUGGUGGCCUAGCUGGAGUCUGGAGAGAGUGCUGGGCCUGGCCUGGACCCUUCCCUAAGGCUCCCCUUUUAGGCUGCCAUGGACUGGAGGAGGCCCAAGUGCCCAGGCUCGGACUGGUUCCUUUCAUGCACUGCAGGGAUGCCAGAAGGUCCCGGUUCCCUGGGCUGGGGUGGGUGGAUGGGGCCCCUGGCCCAGGCAGCCGCUAACAUCCUGGGGUGCGCUAACCCCCUUUGGCCCUACAGCUCACCCACUUGCGGUCUGCAAGACUCCUCUGCCCAAAUGCCACCCCCAGCCUCCUCCCUGCUGCCAAAUUCCUCUGUCUACUUGGUGCAGGGUCUGCUGGCCUCGUGCGAUAGGCCCAGAUCCCUCCCUCUGGAUCCUCCUUCCAGUCACUGAGAACCCCCAGGCCUGCCCCGUGGGAAGGACUUCCGGUGGAAGUCCCUGGUUAGGGAGCCCACUGGAACCCUGAGGGCCCUGGAGGCUUUGUCGGCUGGGUCAGAGGUCAGCCUACAAGGAGCGGGAUUCCUGCUGAGUCAUUGGCUGGGGUCGGAUAAGCGCCCCUCCCUUCCUUGGGGCAGGCGUUUGGUAGGCACACGUGUGGACAGACCACUGUUGGGGGUUCUCCGUCGCUAGCUGGGAGUGGCUGCUGCCCAGUCCAUAGUCAGGGGUGUACAGAUUAAAGAAAGGAAACAGGCAAAGUAAUAAGGCAGGGCCAGGCCACCUGGUGUGCUCACGCUGUGCGGGCGUCCCUUCCUGAACAGUCCUGUCGGCUGACAAGGUUUCUUGCCUACCCUGGGAUGCCCCCACCAUGCGCUACACGCAUCCCGGACAGUUCCUGCCAAUUUCCCUCCUCAGUGAAGUAGGAGAGGGUUGGAUCCCUUCUACCAUGCCUCCCUGACUUGGAAAGUGGCACCCUCAAAGGUCCCUGGCCCCGACAUGGCCCGUCGCUCCCAGAGCUCCUCGCAGGGGGACAACCCGCUAGCACCCGGGUACCUGCCACCCCACUACAAAGAGUACUACCGCCUGGCAGUGGACGCGCUGGCCGAGGGCGGCCCAGAGGCCUACAGCCGCUUCCUGGCGUCCGAAGGUGCGCCUGCCUUCCUGUGCCCUGAGGAGCUGGAACACGUGAGCCGCCACCUGCGGCCCCCACAGCACGUUGCUCCUGAGCCCCCAGAAGGCAGCCCUCCCAAUGUGGACUUGGAUGGCUCCUCUGGCACCUACUGGCCUGUGAACUCAGACCAGGCGGUACCUGAACUCGACCUGGGCUGGCCCCUGACCUUUGGCUUCCAGGGCACUGAGGUCACCACACUGGUGCAGCCACCGCCACCUGACAGCCCCAGCAUCAAGGAUGAGGCUCGAAGGAUGAUCCGCUCUGCCCAGCAGGUGGUGGCUGUGGUGAUGGACAUGUUCACCGACGUGGACCUUCUUGGUGAAGUGUUGGAGGCUGCUGCUCGCCGCGUUCCAGUCUACAUCCUCCUAGAUGAGAUGAAUGCGCAGCACUUCCUGGACAUGGCCGACAAGUGCCGCGUCAACCUGCACCACGUGGAUUUCCUGCGUGUGCGCACUGUGGCGGGCCCCACCUACUACUGCCGCACUGGGAAGUCCUUCCAGGGCCAUGUGAAGGAGAAGUUCCUCCUAGUGGAUUGUGCCGUGGUGAUGAGUGGGAGCUACAGCUUUAUGUGGUCCUUCGAGAAGAUCCACCGCAGCCUGGCGCACGUAUUCCAGGGCGAGCUGGUCUCCAGCUUCGAUGAGGAAUUCCGCAUCCUCUUCGCACAGUCCGAGCCGCUGGUUCCCUCGGCCGGGGCGCUGGCCCGCAUGGAUGCCUACGCCCUGGCUCCAUACGCCGGCGCUGGGCCCGUCAUGGGCGGCCAAGUGACGGGGGCACCGACCCCUUUCUCCUUCCAAAAACGAGCCCACGUCCUGUUCCCACCGCCUCGGGAAGAAGGCCUGGGCUUCCCCUCCUUUCUCGACCCUGACCGCCACUUUCUGUCGGCCUUCCGCCGAGAGGAGUCACCGCGGAUGCCGGGGGGCGCCCUGGAGCUGCACGCUGGGAUGCGGCCACUGUCACGGCGGCUGGACGCCGAGGCCGGACCAGGCGGGGAACUCUCGGGCCCGCGGGGCUUCCUUCAGGCACGGCACCUAGAGAUGGAUGCCUUCAAGAGGCACAGCUAUGCGGCCGCAGACGGCAUGGGCGCCGUGGAGAAUUUCGCAGCCGCACGGCAGGUGUCGCGACAGACGUUCCUCAGCCACGGUGAUGACUUCCGCUUCCAGACCAGCCAUUUCCACCGCGACCAGCUCUACCAGCAGCAUUACCAGUGGGACCCGCAGCUUGCCCCCGCACGUCCACAGGGCCUGUUCGAGAAGCUGCGCGCCGGCCGCCCUGGCUUCACCGACCACGAUGACUUCACCCUGGGCGCUGGGCCACGCUUCCCUGAGGUCAGCCCAGACGGACACCAGCGGCUGGACUACGUGCCGUCCAGUGCGUCGCGGGAGGUGCGCCAUGGCUCGGACCCCGCCUUCGGGCCUGGGCCCUGUGGUCUGGAACCCGGCGGGGCCCCACGCCCCAAUCUGGGCCAGCGCUUCCCUUGCCAGGCGGCAACAAGGCUAGGCCCAGAGACUGGGCCCGAGGCGGAGCCGGAGCGCAGGGGCGGGCCCGAGGGGCGGGCGGGACUGCGACACUGGCGCCUGGCCUCCUACCUGAGCGGCUGCCACGGUGAGGACGCGGGUGACGAGGGCCUGCCUGCACCCAUGGAGGCCGAGGCCUAUGAAGACGAUGUGCUGGUUUCUGGGGGCCGGGUGGCCGCCGGGGACCUACUUCCCUCAGCCUUCCGCAGCGGUGGUGGGGAUGGCCCAGAUCGCGAGGGCCUGGAGGAGGCAGGCCUUACCAAACAGGAUUCUUUCCGCUCGCGCUUGAACCCGCUGAUUCAGCGCAGCUCUCGGCUGCGCUCCUCGCUCAUCUUCAGUGCCUCGCAGGCUGAGGGGACGGGCGGGGCUGCAGCAGCCACCACGGAAAAGGUGCAACUGCUGCACAAGGAGCAGGCGGUCAGCGAGAUGGUGGGGUCCAGUGGCGAGGCUGUGCGCUCUGCUGCCUCCACCAAGGUGGCCGAGCUCCUGGAGAAGUACAAGGGCCCGUCUCGAGAUCCCGGCGGCGGCGGCGGCGUGGGGGCCUCAGUCACAGUGGCCAGCCAUAGCAAAGCUGUCAUGUCCCAGGCGUGGCGGGAGGAGGUGUCGGUGCCUGGUGGCACAGGGGGUGAGCGCCGCAGCCUGGAAAGCUGCCUGCUGGACCUGCGCGACUCCUUCACACAGCGGCUUCACCAGGAGGCUGAGCGGCAACCGGGAGCUGCCACUCUCACUGCCACCCAGCUGCUCGACACCCUGGGUCGGAGCGGCAGCGGCACAGACCGGCUGCCUUCCCGCUUCCUCUCUGCCCAGGGCCACUCCACCUCCCUGCAAGGGCAAGACGGCCCCCCACCAGAGGGGCCUGGAGCGCACCAAGCACCCCACUCUGAGCCAAAAGGGAGUCCCACCUCAGCCUACCCAGAGCAGAAGGGGGGUCCCACGCCUGGGUUCCCCACCCGCAGAGGCAGCCCCACCACAGCAUUCACCGAGCAGAAAGGGAGCCCCACCUCUGUCUAUCCUGAGCGCAAGGACAGCCCUGUGCCUCCCGUCCCGGAGCGCAGGGGCAGCCCGGUGCCCCCUGUGCCAGAGCGCAGGUGCAGCCCAGUACCCCCUGUGCCAGAGCGCAGAGGCAGCCUCACCCUUCCCCUCUCUGGGGAGUCUCCGAAGACCGGGCCCACAGAGGAGGCGGCCGGCGGUCCCAUGGAAGUUUUGCGCAAGGGUUCCGUGCGGCUGCGGCAGCUGCUGAGCCCCAAGGGUGAACGGCGCACAGAGGAUGAGGGCAGCUUCCCAGCUCCGCAGGAGAACGGGCAGCCUGAGAGCCCCCGGCGCCCAUCUCUGGGCCGGGUUGACAGCACAGAGGCCACAACGGGAGAUGAGCGGGGCCCACGGGGACGCGUGGCCUCGGCCACAGCUAACGCCUUGUACAGCAGCAACCUGCGGGACGACACAAAAGCCAUUCUGGAGCAGAUCAGCGCCCACGGCCAGAAGCACCGGGGAGGCCCCUCCCCGGCCCCGACCCCGACCCCCGCCCACGGCAGCCCCGAGCUAGGCCGCCCACCAGCUGCCAGCGGCCUGGCCCCUGACAUGUCCGACAAGGACAAAUGUUCAGCCAUCUUCCGCUCGGACAGCCUGGGGACGCAAGGCCGGCUGAGCCGCACGCUGCCAGCCAGCACGGAGGAGCGCGACCGUCUGCUGCGCCGCAUGGAGAGCAUGCGCAAAGAGAAGCGCGUCUACAGCCGCUUCGAGGUCUUCUGCAAAAAGGAGGAGGCCGGGGGGCCAGGGGCCGGGGAGGGCCCGGCCGAGGAGGACACCAGGGACAGCAAGGUGGGCAAGUUCAUGCCCAAGAUCCUAGGUACAUUCAAAAGCAAGAAGUGAGCCUCCUGGCCCACCAGCCCAGGUUGGGGCGCCUGCUCACUGCGACCUGGCCCUCAGCCAAAGCGGUUUGGAACCCGACUGAGCACAGCCAGAGAGCCCGGCUCAACUUGGGGCUCGCCCGGCGGCCAGCCUCCCUGCCUCUUGCCCCCUGGCCUCUCCCCCUGAGGGCCCCAGCCCUCGCUGCCCCUGCCGUACCCCCCAACUCCACUUCUCUGUCUUAGUCUCUGAACCUUUGGCCUCCCCCUUCUUACACAUCUGUCUCCACUGUCUCUUUGGGCUUCAGGUCCACUUUGGGUCACCUCAGGGACCCAUCUUUCUGUGCCUCAGUCGCCCUUCUCUCAGGUCCUGGUAUCUCAGGGCUUCUGUGUCUCAGGGUCCCCCUCUGUGCAUGGCCUCCCGCCUGUGCUGCUUCACCGGCAGCCUCUCCACUGUCUCCCGGCUGCCACGUCCUCUCUCCAGACCUCCCACCUGCUCAGGGCCUGUUUGCCCCCACCUCCCUGUCAGGUCACUGAGAGGUCACUUCCUGCCCUGCUCCUUCCCUCACUGCCUCCUGGCACCUGUCUUGGUGGAGGAGCUGGGGGGAGUGUGUGGCCACAGAGGACCCCUCUGUGGGGCGGCCCUCCUGAGGAGAGCUGGAAGAGACGUGGCUGCCCCUGCAGCGAGGCCGUGGCCGUCACCUGGUGAGGAGCAAGCGCGCGGGGCCCCAGCCCCACUAAGGGUCCCUCGCAGGUGCCAUCCCAGCCACACUCGAGAAAGGGGUGGGUGUGGUGCUCUUGUUCUGUGAGGGCAGGGGAGGGGUGCAGCGGCACCUGAGGCCCAGCCCACACAUCCGAGGGGCCUUGGUGCCCCGUGAGGUGGGAGUGGUCCUUGCCCUGCAGGUGGCCAGCAGAGCCCGACCCCACGCUGGUCUGCGUCCUUUCCCUUGUCACCAACCCAGAAAUUUGUCCAGGUCUCCCCACUGAGCCUUCUGGUAUCUUUUUACCUCCAGACAGGGACUGUGAUCUGGAGUGACAUAUCUUGGCACCAAAUGCUUGUAAGUCCCCCACUGUAGGUGCUAGCAUUGUUAAAUUAGUGUUUGCACUAUUUCUUUUUAAAUAGUUUUUUUGGUUUGGUU
Camelus dromedarius (Arabian camel) is the source of this 5934-nucleotide messenger RNA. RefSeq names its product family with sequence similarity 83 member H (gene SACK1H). Gene Ontology annotation, biological process: intermediate filament cytoskeleton organization; protein localization to cytoskeleton; signal transduction. Bases 1263 to 4820 code for a protein of 1185 amino acids. The record is from RefSeq and is a predicted model, not a curated record. Gene Ontology annotation, cellular component: keratin filament. Gene Ontology annotation, molecular function: protein kinase binding; keratin filament binding. The transcript has 5 exons. Lineage: Eukaryota; Metazoa; Chordata; Mammalia; Artiodactyla; Camelidae.